UUGUUUUUAAUUGCUAUAUUUUUAACACGUAACGUAGUGCGCGAGACAAAAUAAUAAAAUAUGUACAUUUAAACAUUUCAAAAAGCCCGCCAAUUAUGUUGAUACCCACUAAUGGGAAUUUGCCACUGGUAGCGCUGAUGUCAACGCUCAGUUUUCGUGAGCCGGACUAUAGUUGUCACUUGUCGGGUUCAGACAUUGGUAUGAGUUAAGGAUUUAACCUACCGUUAUUUAAUUUGCGACCUGAUAUUGUUACUCAAUGUUUUGAACUUUCUUUUUUAUCAUAAUAUUUUACACAAGUUAUUUUAUAAAUACCAUUAAUUUAUGUGUACCUGUUUAAGUAUAAUUGGUUUUUUAUACUUAUUUUGCAAUAGUCAUUUAAUAAUCAAGGGUUACAUACUUAAGUCUUUCAAAUACACCUUGCUUAACCUACUUAACAAUGUCGAUUGUCGAAAAUCUGUCUCAAGACAAUGAAGAUAAAGAUAUUAGUUCAAAAGCCUAUAAAAAGAAUAAUGAAUAUUUAAGUACUCCUGAUUUCGAUAAGUUUAAGGAUGCAUGCCAAAAGACUGGUACAUUUCCUGAUGCAUUACUAAAAGAUAUGGAUAAAAUGUAUGAUACAUGCAUUAGAAGCCAGAACGUUUCAAAUGAAUUAAGUAAUUUAAUUAAAGAAGGAAUUGAAAAUAUUCGUCCAGAAAAAAAGUCAUUUGAUUAUCUGGCUAAAGUGUACAAUAAACUAUUACAGUUAUGGAAUAAUGAUUCUUCUAGCUCCACGACUAAUAAUUGCGUUUCUAAUACAUCAAAAAAUGAGAAUCAAGAUGUUGGUAUGAUUCCAAGUAAUGGAAAUUGUUACAUCAGUCACAAACUUUUUGAUGAGUUGAUUGAAAAAUGUUACGAUAAUGUUAAAUUUCCGAAGUCAAAUAUUGAUACAAUUAAAACAUUGUUUAAAUCAAUACCAUCUGAUUUUACUGAAAGUAAGUUAUUUAUAAAAUUACUGAGAGAAGCAAAUCAAUCAGUUUGGCCUGAUAGUAGUGCAGAAUCAUAUGUACAUCUUGAAAAUAUUUAUGACCAGUUGCGACAAUUUAAGAGUGCUAAAAGGAUCCAAGAUCAAAAAAGUCCUACACCAGAAAAUAAAGAACAAACUCAAAAAAAAAAUGAAAAAAUAAGAAAACUUAGAGAAGCACUUCAGAUAGCUCGCAUAAAAAUAAAAAAAAUUGAUGAAACAGAAAUGUCAAUUAGCAAUUCAGAUGACUUUGAUAACAAUUCACCUUAUAUACUAAAGGACAGGUAUGAAAGAAGAGCAGUUGAAAUUUAUAAAAGGUUGUGCAAACUUACUAAAAAUCCUGUAUUUCUUGAACAACCACUUAUACGUUUCAAAGGAACUGACAAUACAUUGGUGAAUAAAACGAUAGAGAAAUAUUACAAUACACAAAAAGAGUUUCCAGAUUAUAAUGAAGUGUAUGAAUUGUUAGAACGUUUGAAUAAAAAGAAAAAAUUAAAUUGGAGUGAAAAUAAGUUGAGCAACAUAUCUCGAGAUGCGUUCCUUAAACUUGGUAAGCAGCUAAAGCUGAUAAGAGUGAAUGAUUAUAUGAGUCGUAUUUCUGAAAUGAUCACUGAAAAAGAUCCAGCUGAAGAAAAUGAAGAACUAAAAAAAAAAUUAGAAGAAAGUAAUAAAAAAAUGGAUUUAUCAAUGAAUAAGUUGGCCAAGGAAUUUGAACUUAAGCAAAAUAAAAAAGAAGAAACCAAUUGUUCAAGUCGCGGUAACACUGAAUGUGAAAAUAGUAGUUCAGAUGAAGAAUUGAAUGACAAACCGGAAAAAAAAACUAUAUCAUUUUAUAAAACCAAGAAUAUUGAAACAAAAAGGAAACAAUCUCCAAAUUUCAGCAAUAGUGAGGAAACCCAUUCAAAGUGUUCUAAAAAAUUGAAAGUUGCAUCUAUAGACUUAAAACCGUGUGAAAAAAAAUCAGACAAAUAUGUUUUACAAAAUUUAAAAACAAUUAGUGAAAAUGAAAAGACUGAAGUUGAUAUGAAAGAGACAGAUAAUUCUAAAAAUAAUGACAUAAAAAAUAAACAAAAACAAUUAAAAAAUUCUUUUGUUGAAAUUGGUGCUACUGAAGAAAAAAAUGUUGGAUUAAAAAAUAAUAACAAUUGUACUGAUGUUCAAACAAUUAGCGAUGAAAGUGUAGGUGAUCCUAUCAUUAAUGAAUCAGAAGUUGUACCACAAGAGUUAUUAAAAAAUGAAGACAAAGUUAUAGAAAUUAUUGAGCACGAUGGUUCUGGAUCUGAUUUAGAAAUGACUGUUUGUGAUAUGCCCAAUCUUCCAGUGAUUCACAAAAGAAGUCAAAUGGAUACAAAAAAUAAAUCAAAUUUUAAUAAAAAAAAUAACUGGCAUGGGAAUGUACAAAAUGAAGUAAAAAAUGGCAUGCCUAAAAUGUCUAGAUCUCCACAAAUUUAUCGAAGUGUGAAUAACACUCAAAUCCCAUCAAAUUCUAAAGAAGGAAAUGUAUACAACCAAUGGCUUAAACAUACAGGUGCAGUUCCACAAAGUGGUUUAUCAACAAAAUGUCUAAGUCCAAGAGUUGGGUUACCAUAUAGUAGACCAGUAACGUUUCAUACUAAUAUGCAGCAAAGGCAAGUUAAACAACAUAUAGUUCAGCAACAGCACCACAAAGGUUACAAUCAAGUAACAAGAAUGACUACAACUACUACUGUAGUCGAACAGUCUGCACAUCAAAUUAGUUAUAGACUACCUACUCCUCACAUGCAUCGAGCUCGUCACGUGUUACCUAGAAAUCGACAGAUCAACAAGUCACCGGAAUUAAUAGAAUUAGAUUAAUUUUGUCGAAUUGAAAAUCUAUAAAUCUAUAAUAUUUUAUUAAUACAUAUUUACUUAUUGUGCGAUUAAAUAUCUUUUGUAUUCAUUGAGGUUAUAUCAUUGUAAAUAAGAUUUACAGUAUAUACACUGUGUAUUAUCUUUUGUAUUUAAAAAAUUAAAUUUUAGUUUCCAAAAAUUAAACCAAAAUUAUAAUUGUAUUAA
Adelges cooleyi (spruce gall adelgid) is the source of this 3031-nucleotide messenger RNA. RefSeq lists its product as uncharacterized. The coding region runs from base 437 to 2830 and encodes 797 amino acids. Lineage: Eukaryota; Metazoa; Arthropoda; Insecta; Hemiptera; Adelgidae. The record is from RefSeq and is a predicted model, not a curated record. Gene Ontology annotation, molecular function: histone binding. The transcript is spliced from 14 exons.